AUUACUUAAUGAUUAAAAAUAAAUUAGAAAUUAAAAAAAUUGAAGUAGGAGAUUAUUUCCAAAUCUCUACAAUUACUUACCAAGAAAAAAAAAAUAAUAUAAUUCAACAAUCAUUUAGUUAUUUUAUAGAAAAUGAGAAAUUUUAUCCUUAUAAACUUUGCUAUACUUUGCCCCCUAAAAAAUAUUCAAUCCCUAAUAAUUAUUCUGUAAAAACCACUUGGGGACGUGCUAUAAAUCGGCAAACAGUCCAAUAUAAAAUCAAAUACAAAGACAGAAAACCAGAAUUUCAAAUUCUAUAUAGUGCUUCUUUUAAAUUUGAAGUUAAAUCAAAUAUAUCAGCUAGCAGAGCUGCAACAGAUUAUGAGAAGGCU
Messenger RNA from Cetraspora pellucida, 371 nucleotides. Lineage: Eukaryota; Fungi; Glomeromycota; Glomeromycetes; Diversisporales; Gigasporaceae. The record is from the annotation of a GenBank genome assembly.